AUGCCGCGGAGGGGAGCGGAGGCGCCGCUGGCCCUGUUGCUGGCGGCGGCGUGGCUGGCGCAGCCCCUGCGCGGCGGCUACCACGGCGUGAGCGUGUUCGCCGUGCAGAGCGCCCAGCCCGACCCCUGCUACGACGAGCACGGGCUGCCCCGCCGCUGCAUCCCCGACUUCGUCAACUCGGCCUUCGGCAAGGAGGUGAAGGUGUCCAGCACCUGCGGGAAGCCGCCGUCGCGGUACUGCGUGGUGACGGAGAAGGGCGAGGAGCAGGUCCGCACCUGCCACCUCUGCAACGCCUCCGACCCCAAGCGCGCCCACCCGCCCUCCUUCCUCACCGACCUCAACAACCCGCACAACCUGACCUGCUGGCAGUCCGACAGCUACGUCCAGUAUCCCCACAACGUCACCCUCACCCUGUCCCUCGGCAAGAAAUUCGAGGUGACCUACGUCAGCCUGCAGUUCUGCUCGCCGCGCCCCGAGUCCAUGGCCAUCCACAAGUCCAUGGACUACGGCAAGACCUGGGUGCCUUUCCAGUUCUACUCCACGCAGUGCCGCAAGAUGUACAACAAGCCGAGCCGCGCCGCCAUCACGAAGCAGAACGAGCAGGAGGCGGUGUGCACCGACUCGCACACCGACGUGCGGCCCCUCUCCGGCGGCCUCAUCGCCUUCAGCACCCUGGACGGCCGCCCCACCGCCCACGACUUCGACAACUCGCCCGUGCUGCAGGACUGGGUGACGGCCACCGACAUCAGGGUGACCUUCAGCCGCCUGCACACCUUCGGCGACGAGAGCGAGGACGACUCCGAGCUGGCCCGCGACUCCUACUUCUACGCCGUGUCCGACCUGCAGGUCGGCGGGCGCUGCAAGUGCAACGGGCACGCGUCGCGCUGCGUCCGGGACCGCGACGACAGCUUGGUGUGCGACUGCAAGCACAACACGGCCGGCCCCGAGUGCGACCGCUGCAAGCCCUUCCACUACGACCGGCCCUGGCAGCGAGCGACGGCCCGGGAGGCCAACGAGUGCGUGGCCUGCAACUGCAACCUGCACGCGCGGCGCUGCCGCUUCAACAUGGAGCUGUUCAAGCUGUCGGGGCGCAAGAGCGGCGGCGUGUGCCUCAACUGCCGGCACAACACGGCGGGCAGGCACUGCCACUACUGCAAGGAGGGCUUCUACCGCGACCUCAGCAAGCCCAUCUCCCACCGCAAGGCCUGCAAAGAGUGCGACUGUCACCCCGUGGGCGCGGCCGGCCAGACCUGCAACCAGACCACGGGCCAGUGUCCCUGCAAGGACGGCGUCACCGGCAUCACCUGCAACCGCUGCGCCAAGGGCUACCAGCAGAGCCGCUCCCCCAUCGCCCCCUGCAUAAAGAUCCCGGCUGCUCCGCCCACCACGGCCGCCAGCAGCGCCGAGGAGCCCGCAGAUUGUGACUCGUACUGCAAAGCCUCCAAGGGGAAGCUGAAGAUCAACAUGAAGAAGUACUGUAAGAAGGACUAUGCUGUCCAGAUCCACGUGCUGAAGGCAGAGAAGAAUGCGGACUGGUGGAAGUUCACGGUGAACAUCAUCUCCGUCUACAAGCAGGGCAGCAACCGCAUCCGGCGCGGCGACCAGAUCCUGUGGAUCCACUCCAAGGACAUCGCCUGCAAGUGCCCCAAAAUCAAGCCCAUGAAGAAGUAUUUGCUGCUGGGCAACAACGAGGACUCUCCCGACCAGAGCGGCAUCAUUGCAGACAAAACCAGCCUGGUGAUCCAGUGGCGGGACACGUGGGCCCGGCGGCUCCGGAAGUUCCAGCAGCGGGAGAAGAAGGGGAAGUGUAAGAAAGCCUAAAGGAGGAGGAGGAGAGGGAGAGACUGACUGUGCAUGCUGCUUUGUGUAGAGCUGGGACAGGCAGGG
Messenger RNA from Melospiza georgiana, 1887 nucleotides. RefSeq names its product netrin 1 (gene NTN1). The record is from RefSeq and is a predicted model, not a curated record. Gene Ontology annotation, molecular function: protein binding. The coding region runs from base 1 to 1821 and encodes 606 amino acids. The transcript has 6 exons. NCBI's taxonomy places the organism in Eukaryota, Metazoa, Chordata, Aves, Passeriformes, Passerellidae.